AUGGAGGCUCUUUUUGGCUGGACUACGCGGCGAGCCGGUGGGCUGGCCAUGGUUGCGACCAUUGCUCUCAGCUACUGGGUCGUGAGCAAGGAAGCAGCAUCAACUGGUUAUGGCUACUACAAUCUUAUGCACACACAUCACGCCUCAGCACCGUCGGCAGCAGCGUUAGAGAGCCCAACCACCGGUGGUGGCAUGUGGACGUUGGGUUUCGCAUACUACUGUCUGUUCAUUCACAUUCUAGUGGCUGCUUUCCCGAUCCGAGCCUGCUGGUCCAUCUUCAGCAUCACGCGUGCUCUCAAGAAGAACGCGAAGAGCAAGGCGCUGCGCGACAUCAAGCUUUCCCACCGCCGCCGUGGCUCGUCGACUUCUCUCUCGAGCUCCGAAACCCUGACCUCUUCUCGUGACGGCUCCGUCUCAUCUGCAACCAGCAGCGAGGCCGGUGACCUCGAGGAGCAAUUCACCGACGGCGAUGCUUCUUCGAUUGAAAACAUUGUCCAUGCAAUUGUUAUCCCCAACUACAAGGAAGAGGUUGACACCUUGAGAGAGACCCUGGAUGUCCUGGCUUCCCACCCCCAGGCUCGGCACAGCUACGAUGUCUACCUUGGUAUGGAGCAGCGCGAGCACAACGCGGAACUCAAGGCAAUGAACCUGAUUCAGGAAUUCGUCAAGAAGUUCCGCUCAAUUGACUUCACUCUGCACCCUUCGGACAUUCCUGGUGAAGCUCCCGGUAAAGGCAGCAACAUGGCUUGGGCAGCACGAAAGCUCUCUGAGCGUUAUUCGAUGAGCCAGCGCAAAGAUGUGAUUGUUACUGGCAUUGAUGCCGACAGUCACCUCUCUUCCAAGUUCUUUGCCUCGCUCACCAGCAUGCAUCUGGCCUAUCCUGAGACUGCCUCUACCACCCUGUACUCGGCUCCAAUCAUCUUUGACCGAAAUGCCAACGAUGUGCCUGCUAUCGUCCGUGUUGCUGACAUUCUGUGGUCUGCCGCUGGCAUGUCUGGUCUGUACAGUGGUUCCACCAUCGCACCCCCUACCUCGGUCUACUCUGUUCCAUUGGUGCUCGUCGACAGAGUUGGUGGCUGGGACGCGGAUUCAGAAGCCAUUGGUGAGGAUCUGCACAUGUACCUCAAGUGUUUCUUUGCCAUGAACGGAAACUUGACCUCUCGAACCGUGCUCAGCCCUGUCAGUCAGAGCAACGUCAGCGGUGACGGCGGAAAAGGCGUCGCUGGUCUUAUUACUGAUAUGAAGGCGCGCUACAAGCAGGCCCUGCGACACAUGUGGGGUUGCUUGGACUCGGGUUAUGCCAUGCGAAAGGGCUGGGAGCUCUGGCAGGAGAGAAAGCACACGUCCAGAAACUACCGUCCUCUGCACAUCACGCUGAGCAACCCGUCCGACACGUACAUUCCUCAGGUUGAUGACUUGUCUCCUGGCCAGAACAUCGAGAGCGGCGUCUUUGCCGACAUCACCACCGAUACUCUGAAGGAUGUCGACUGGCUCCGGGUUUUGUCGCUUGCUCACCGUCUGUUCGAAGCUCACUUCCUCCCGGUUCAGAUGACUAUUCUGGUGAUCGCAUCGACCUUGUACCUCUGGGUCACCGAAGGUAACGGAGACCCUCACCACCUUACCUGGAUCUUCACCGUCUGCAACGUACUCCGUACUGCUGGUUUCAUGCAAAUUGCAUUCUACCUGUUCCUGUACGAGUCUUUCCACAAGCUCAUGGCUUCCGCUCGUGAGAAGGAGAUGAACGAUGCGGGCUUGGCCAAGGGAAUGUGCUUUGCACACCGUGACAGAAAGAUGCACUAUCUCGACUACGUCAUGGUCCCUCUGGUCGCUCCGAUGUACGGUUCGAUUCCUGGUGCGCAAGCCCAGGUCUUCCAAUUCUGGACGCAGGACCUAGUAUACACGGUCAGCAAGAAGGUCGUGCGGCAAAGGUCGAAAUCCUUAUCAGCAGAUGCCAUGGUAUAA
Messenger RNA from Pestalotiopsis fici W106-1, 1962 nucleotides. RefSeq lists its product as uncharacterized. The coding region runs from base 1 to 1962 and encodes 653 amino acids. The record is from RefSeq and is a predicted model, not a curated record. NCBI's taxonomy places the organism in Eukaryota, Fungi, Ascomycota, Sordariomycetes, Amphisphaeriales, Sporocadaceae. The transcript is spliced from 3 exons.